AUGAGCCAAUCUGUAGCAGCUGCGGACGCACUUCGCCAGUGCUUGUCCGAGCUCAUACCCUCCUUGCUCGCGACACUUUCCGACUUGCGGCGGGCGAAUUCUCAGCAGCAUCUUCUUCCAUUCACUCAGGUCCGCGAUGCCCUCAAGCCGAUAGCGGACACGCAAGAUGUCAGAGAAGCUUUCGGUAUAGUCAGCAAUCUUUCGACGGCAGACAAAGAUAGCCUGGAAGUACGACUGCGCAAUCUUUGCUUGGAGCUCAGCAACAACGAGCUCCGCAAAGUUGUCCUCGACGAUUCAUCAGGCUUGCGAGCAACCCCAGGGGACAACAUCGACGAUGGAACCCUUCAGAGCCAGCUUGCAUCCUCAUUUGAUCGACUCGACGUCAGCCUCGUCCUCUCGCUCCUCGAUCUCAUUGACCCGCUCUUGCCUCUGUCUUUGAUCGAAGAGCUGAUCGAGGCGCAGCCCAUUCCGACCUGCUCACGGAUCUUUGGGUAUACAGAGUCGCGAGUCAAGCCUCUCACCAUUGGGCUCCACCCAGGCAGGGGGAAAGGCCCUGUUCUGCUUCGAACAUGCAACGAGCUCCUCAAGAGACUGUCCAAGCCUUCGCAAGAAGACACGGUCUUUGCCGGUCGUAUUCUCAGUCUGCUCGCCAAGGUGUUCCCUCUCGGCGAGAGGAGCGGUGUCAACCUGCGCGGCGACUUCAAUGUCGAGAACAAAACGCACAUCGAGGAAAGGACGGAGGACGCCGAAGACGAGGUCGGCGACGGCGCUGACGCUGAUGAGAGGGACCAGAUCUUCAAGGUCGACUACGACUUCUACGAGCUCUUCUGGAAGGUGCAGCGCUUCUUUGCCAAUCCACCUCUCCUCAUGGGCGCACAGGAUUCAUCACGACCGUCAACGAGGAGUGCUACACCUGUCGAAGCUGGAGAGGCAGAUCGUCUCGACUCGGACGACGAUCCAGCUCCCGACGGAGCCAAGGGCGCGAUGGCCGAGCUGAGAAUCAGCACGGCAAAGAUCCUCAAGCUGUUUGGCGCCGUGACAAAACGCGAGAAGGAGCUCGCAGGUGCAGCAAGCGCUGAGGAGGCCAAACUCAGCGGUAACACGGGCACAGCGUCGCAAACAGCGUCCGGAAGCGUCACGCCAUCGUCCAGCAAGAGGCGACUCGAGAACGGCACGACAAACACCGGCUACAUCGCAGGCAGGUUGAUAGGCAACAAGGACGACGGACCUGCUUCUAAGAGACUGCGACCUGACAUUUUGGACGGUGUCAGAACAAAUGGUACCGACGCAGACGAAGAUAUGGAAGAGACAACAGGCUCAGCAGAAGCAGAGGCGGCGGCCACCGAAAGCGGCCACUUCUUCCCUACAUACCUCACGGGACGCAAGCUGUUCGAGUACGAGAUCCGCGACACAUCCUUUCGCAAGCACAUCCUGGUGCAGUACUUUGUCCUGUUUCAGUAUCUCCUCUCCUUCACACCAACGGCCAAGGAGAGCUGGAAGGAGUGGAAGAACAAGGCCCUGCAAGCGCUCUUCACCCUCGAGGAUGCGGACGAGCGCUGGAUUCGAUCCACAUGGAGGGAGAUCCAGGCACUGAUCCGCGAGAUUCAGCCGGAUGGACGGCUGUUCCUCGAAUCGGUGCUGGAGGUGCUCAAGCGCGAAACCAACUGGAUUCGAUGGAAGACGGAAUCUUGUCCCUCGAUCGAGAAGCCGCCGCUGUCGCCGGAGCAGAUUGCCCAAUUCGCGUCAGCUCGAGCCUCGCUGCUGCGCAAACCCGAACCGUAUCCGCACAAGCUCGGCACAGCAGCCCUCUCAGAGCUGUGGCAAGAUGGACUGAAACCACCGGUCCCAGGUACAAGACGAGAGGAGAACGAGAUGGGCGAGUACGUCACCGUUCCGACCGACGGACUGGAGGAGCUCGAGAUCUUUCCUGCCGUGCCCAGCUUGGAGCACUACAACAAGUCGAUUCAACGCGAAAAGAUGAAGCUCGACAUGCGAAAGAAGCAGCUCGGCAUCGAUUCGACGCUACCAGAGGCAAAGCUCGGCAAUGACGAGCGGAACAAGCUGGACAAUGAUGAGCGGGCACAGGCGAUCAUCGAGACGAUGCAGAGCCUGGCAUGGAGGGCGUUACGGGUUGCCAGUCGGGACAACUUGCACCUAUUUGGCAGGCUUAGUCGACCCGAGGAUAUCGAGGGAUUGCUGAAGGUGAUGGAGGAGGAGCGCAACCCACAGCCGAAGCCAAAGGCAGUGCCUGUGCCGGCACCGCCCACGGCCGACGAGAGUGCCGCAAAGAGCGAGGAAGGGGCUGGAAGGGCUGCAGAUGGUGGUUCUCAACAAGCCGCUACUGAGGCAGCAGACGCUGAUGCACCACAAGCUACACUCGAAAGCGUACAGGAUGGAGCGCCAGCGACCGCCAUUCCUGCGCAGGCAGAGCCGGACACUCAGGCUACCGAGGAAACAACAAAAGCAGGCGACAGCCAGGCAGCCAAAGAUGCCUCUGACAUCCCGAUUGCGAUCCCUGCCGUGCCAACAGCGGAGGCAUCACAGCCAGAAGACGGGGUCACCCUAACGGAGGCGGCAGCAGGAGGAUCAGACGUUAUGGAAGAAGGGCAAGCAGCAGAAGCCGAUCCCACUUCAGGGCCGGAGACAUCUGCAGUUCAGGAACAAGACGUGGAGAUGUCGGAAGCUACGUCCUAG
Molecule: messenger RNA, 2694 nt
Organism: Kalmanozyma brasiliensis GHG001
Lineage: Eukaryota; Fungi; Basidiomycota; Ustilaginomycetes; Ustilaginales
Product: THO complex, subunit THOC1
Exons: 1
Coding region: 1-2694 (897 amino acids)
Biological process (GO): regulation of DNA-templated transcription elongation; mRNA export from nucleus
Cellular component (GO): THO complex part of transcription export complex
Source: RefSeq, a predicted model, not a curated record